AACCAGCUCAUCACCUAAAUUCCUCGGACCACCAGCUUUCCAGCUUUUCAGCUACGCAACUCCUCUGUUUCUCUCGACACCUGGUGAUAACGUACUUUCAUUAAGGCUACAUAUGUAGCGCACGCGCCCACGUUAAUUUAAUUAGGCUGUUCAAAGUUUGAGUUUCGAUGCAGAACUCCACCAGUGGACGCGGGUGCGAAUGGUUCCGAUGUGGAGUCGGAUUUCGUAUCACAGUAUCAAAACACACUGCACUGAUGGAAGUUGAGAGAGGGGUCAAGCAAGGCGUGAAAAGUUUAGGUUCAAUUAAACUAUAGAACCAGUAGUGUGAGUGGACGAGAACUCCCUGGCGGACAUGAUCCAAUCGGUAUCGAAUGGUUCUUGGAGGAGCACGCACGCCAACGGUAUUUGAGCAAUUGAACGACAGCUUUACAAUAUGGAUUUCUUUAAAAGUAAGGGCCUUUUUCCGGUGUGUAGCUGGUGUAGUCUAGUUUUUGCUACCUACCGCUAUCUCUCUGUACGAUUUAUGUGUCUGCACAUUCUUAACCACUCUGAACAAGCAUGUGUGUUAGCGUUUAUGUGCGUUGUUAUAACAAACACCUGCCACCGUGCGUGUCACCCUUGUAUUUCAGGUGUGUUGCCACCGUUGCCGAAAUUGCCCAAGUUGAAAAAACUACGCCAAUGGAAUGGUGGCUCACUGUUGAGUCUCAACCAGUUCCCAAAUCUGCCCGCAGCAUUCAAUCUUGGUAGUGGUGGUGGAGGUGUUCCAUCCGCAUCCACCAGUACUGCAGCAGCAAACAGUGCUAGUUCGGUACCACGUGGUGAUUUCGCACGCCAGCAACAUCAUCCUGCUCCACCGCGCAAACAGCAGCACAUACGCCAUUCGUCCGACAUUUCGAUCAUCUCGGCGGCGGUAAGCAGUAGAACACCGGCCGAUUACAGCCACCGGGACAAUCUCGGUCUGUACGCGCUCAAGUGUGAUCGUAGUGCGGCUAAGCGAGGCAUUCUGUUGAAUCUGCCACGGAAGAUAACGCAGGCGGUCGGUGGCUCGGAACCGUCCGGUGUUCCGCCACCGGCAACAAUGGUGCAUGAAAAAUUUUCCCCCUGCAAGCGACGUCCGGUCAUCGUCGCUAGUGAGCUGCCGGUGAUUAAACCACCCCCGAGAAGAAGAAAACGUCCGCCAGCAAACGAACAGCGGAUGAAUCAACCGAGACCAGGCCAACAGCAACCGGAGGACAUGGAUUUGAGCCGAUGGCAGAAGAACAGCAGCGAGUUGUUUCGUAUCGUGGAACGUGAGUCGGCUAGUGCGGCACGUGCUAGAUCAGCUGGAGGUGUUGGUUUGAUGCUGACGAAGAAACCGCAUCGGGCUGUGCCACCGAAGAGAAAUCCACUUUUUGACGGACCAACAACAUCCAGCAGCGACGGUGCUGUGGUAGAGCUGGUGGAACAAGUGAAGGCCCAAUCGGUCGACAAUCUGCUGGCGAUGCGAUAUCAUCGCCGCCGCCGGGGAGCAUUUGCCGAGCCGGAAAGAGCGCGGGAAGAGAGUGACAGUGAAUCGGAUCGACAGGCACAAUCGUUGCGCAUCCAUCAACACCAUCACCACAUUCAUCACCGGCGUACAUCGUCGGCUGUAAAUGGAAAAGUCACUCCAUCCGUUGCUACUGAUCAACCUAUGACCCAUCAACUGGUCAAUGCACCGCAGCGUAACAUACAACUAACGUCGGGUGCAAUCUCACUACCGACAACGGCACCGGUCGGCACACCGUCACAUCCCUUCCCACUGGAUCGUGCGUGCGACUUUUCCAUCGACAACAAUUCUGACGAGAUUGAGGUACGGUUCCGGAAGGGUUACAGUACGGACGAGAGUAGCGAAACGGUCACCAACGUGGCAGUGAAGCUGGAUGACACAGAGCGUAGGUCUACCAAUCCGGAUAACUUGCCUCUACCGCCACGUGUAGUGCAAUUACGGCGCACCGACACGGGAUCAGCGAAUCGGGCAAAAGUGGCCGGAUCACCUAGCCGUAUGGUGCCAAAAACCGAACCGGAUGCAACCGGUGUACAAACCGAUGCAUCCACAGUUCGACAGUUCGUACCGCUUGCCGAGGUACUGCGGAAAUCGAUCGACAGUGCGGAACUAAAGCGUAAAUGGAUUAAUGACUUUCUAUCGCAAGGCAGUGAAACGAAUGGUCCAGAGGAGGGACCAAUGCCAAAAUUCGGUGGCAGCAAUGCGGUUGAACCGUUCGUACCACAGCUGGACAUUGUGCAGCGUAUGGACCGUCAGCUGGAAGAGCUGGAAGGAGUGGAUUGCCCAUCGGCGAACACCCGGCGACAGGGUUCGAACGGUAGUGUCGAUAUAUUCCGCAAGACGAACUGUGAUUUCGACGAAUUUGAUGAACUGUUUACAUCGGCCGAACGCACGGAACAGUCCGGUGGACGAAAAACAGUGAAGCUAAGCGAACAGAUCACGUACAUCGAUCGCAGCAGCACCACCAGCAAUCUAUGCUUCUCCUCCUCUUCCUUCUCGUGUGCGAGUAUGGAGGAUGGAAAGCCAUCGUUACCAUCAUCAGCACCACCAUCAUUACCACCUCCUCCUCCUCCUCCUCCUCCUCCACCUCCGCCGCCGCUUCCACCACCACCUCAUCUACCGACUCCAGCAAAUGGAGGAAAGGUAUGUAUGGACGAUGGUAGACGCGGCAAACGGCAACCUUCUGGUGAGAGAAAAUCAAUCGCACACAGCGAACCACCCGGACGUUGUUUAACCGGAUAUAAAAGUACGGUCAAAAUUCAGGAUUACAGCAGUAAGCAUCUGCAACGUGUACGGUACCUUUCAUCGCCAUCACCGUCACGCAGCUCGGUAGUAGAACUGCACACCCAGGAUAACCAUCGGCUGACCGAUUCUGGCAGCGAAACCGAUCCGAACACCGAUAAUGGUCAGCAACGGAAUGUAAACAAUAAUGUAGUGCUUCCUUUAAAUGUCCGCAAUAAUGCGAAUAGUUACGUACGUGCCGAUGAGUUUUCUGCUUCCAAUAGCAAGCGACAACAGCAAGGACAUGAUGUGUCAUUGCGCACCGACAAUGAUCAGAACCGGCAGAUACACUUGGUGGGUGAGCAACAUGAAUACAGCAACCGAACCCAGCAAGAUGUGGCAAAGUCUAACGCUAUUGCACCACUGCCCCAUCCGGGGAGUUCGGAAAACCUGCCAGAGAUUAAACACUGCGCAGCCGAGCAACGUCGACCAAACCACGACGUGAAACCGGAUCGUCAACCAGAGCCAACCGGCAACAUUCGCAUCAGAAGUGUUCUACCGGACUACAGUGAAUACUAUAACGAGGAGGGUGUCAUUAUUAUAUGAAAUCGAACGAUAAACUGCAGCGUGUACAAUUAACCGAACAAUUUACUCACC
Anopheles funestus (African malaria mosquito) is the source of this 3400-nucleotide messenger RNA. RefSeq lists its product as uncharacterized. The coding region runs from base 434 to 3349 and encodes 971 amino acids. The transcript is spliced from 2 exons. The record is from RefSeq and is a predicted model, not a curated record. NCBI's taxonomy places the organism in Eukaryota, Metazoa, Arthropoda, Insecta, Diptera, Culicidae.